AUGAAAUAAAUUGGCAUAACCAAUCCAAUUGACAUGUUUAAUUUACCCACUAAUUCACAAAAAUAAGAAAACUUAUCAUCAAAUUAAGAUCAAAUAUAAUCCUAUAAUGAAUAGUAUUCGUAAUAAUAAGAAAUAUCAAUACCAAUUACAAAAAUCUAAAACUUAAUAAAGGAUAUUGAGUUCAAAAAAUAAAAGUUAUUUUUGAUCAAAAUAGUUGGAAUAUUUAUAAUUUGGACACUAGUUUUCCUUUCAUUAUUUUAUUUGUUAAGUUUAUUAAUAGAUUUUAAAACGCCAAUAAUGGGUAUUGUAUUUACAUAUGUCUCAAUUGGUAUUUUAAUUCUGCUAAUGAGAAUGGGAGUGAGAAACAAAAAUAGAUAAGUAUUUCUUUAACAUUAUACAUUAUUUUAGCCAUUGAAAAGUUGCUUAAUAUUGUUGGGAUUGCUAUUAUUUUAUACUACUCUAUAUUUCAGUUUUUUUUUAAGUGUAGGAGAACUAGAACCAAAUAAAUUUUCUCGUAUCUAUAUUUUAUAAAUUUAGUUGACACAAUCUUUGUAUCAAUUGUAGUCAUAACUAUAACAUUGAAUUUUUUUGUCAAUUUUAUAGUAUUAACCUAUUUACUCAUAGAAAGAGAACGAAUUCGUUUUUUAUGUAAGAAUAUAAAAGUAUAUUAGACAUAAUAAUAAUUGAAGUUAUUUUUCUAAUAAUUCUUUGCAUAGUGUUUCCUCCAACAAUAAUUUUCAUCCCAUUACCCUUUCCUUAUACAUAUUGUCUUGUAAAAACCUUUCAAUAAAUUUUAAUUGGAAAAGUAUUAUUUAAAGUUUUAAAAUUUUAGUUCGAUUUGAAAUAAAAUGAAGUAAUACCUGGAGCAAUCGCAGCAUUUCUUGGCUUAUUUAAUACUUGCAAUUAAGUAUAUAGAGAUUUAUGA
Molecule: messenger RNA, 925 nt
Organism: Paramecium sonneborni
Lineage: Eukaryota; Ciliophora; Oligohymenophorea; Peniculida; Parameciidae
Source: the annotation of a GenBank genome assembly